Saccoglossus kowalevskii is the source of this 988-nucleotide messenger RNA. Its product is annotated as anoctamin-8-like. The record is from RefSeq and is a predicted model, not a curated record. Gene Ontology annotation, cellular component: plasma membrane. Gene Ontology annotation, molecular function: chloride channel activity; protein dimerization activity. Gene Ontology annotation, biological process: chloride transmembrane transport. NCBI's taxonomy places the organism in Eukaryota, Metazoa, Hemichordata, Enteropneusta, Harrimaniidae.
GUCAGAGCAGUCAGAAUCGCGUCAACGAUUGUCGGGGACGGGAUGGAUAGGACACACUGUCUGUAACAGCAGAUAACUGCCAACAUCGUUGUGAAUGCUUACAGCGGACCAAUUUGGAGAUCAGUUGUUGUUUCAUGGAAUUGUUGAAGGCAAUAGACGAAAAAUUGGCUGAACAGUUAGCUGGUAUAUUAUAACGAACGUAUUUGUUGGAUGUGUUGGUAGUGUGUAUACCACGCCCACCCUGCUAUCGCUGUCACCGUCCGUUUGCUCAUCUACUCAGCGUAGUUUGAGUUGUAAUUCCUGCCUACCCACCUGCUAACCCUGUGUCUUUCCUAUUGGUGUAAUUUUCGCUCAAUUGAAAAUGGAAAAUAUUGUGUUUGCCAAGUUAUUCGGUAAGAAGUUUGCCAAAGCCAGUAAGUUUGUGGUAGCUAAUAAAUUAUGGCAGUCAACAGUGCCAACAAAAGACUGCGAUGUCUUGAUGACAUUUCCAGAGAAAACAGAUGAUGACACCUUGAUGUGGGUCCUAGCAAGAUUGCGAUCCAGAACACCACAAAUUGGAGUACAUGUCCGUCACCAUAGCAAUACUGGAGUGUAUGGAUUUUAUCUCACUGCCACAUUUGAAAACUUAAUGAAAGGAGCAGAAGACCUGGGAUUCAGAAAGAAAGUUAAAGAGGAAUUUGGAGGUGGUUUGAAAGAUUUCAGUUGUGAUGAAGAAAUCAUCUAUGAAGGAAUUGAUAACCAGGCUGAUUUUUUCUCAUCUCAGGAACGUCAAGAGAUUGUGUUAUUCAUGUUGAAUAAUCUACGUGCUGAAGAAGGUGAUAAAUUGGCCAAGUUAAAAUUUGUGGAAGGUCAGCCAAUUGGUUUUUUUGGUGUAUUCUGUCUUGUAUGGGCUGGGAUAAUAGAAAUACUUCACAUGAUAUGUAAAUUACACAACGAGGUUAUUGAGUUACGCUCUAGUGAACAGUGUUCUGUUUUCAGUGCACUCUAA